This is a messenger RNA of Besnoitia besnoiti, 1389 nucleotides long. RefSeq lists its product as uncharacterized. The coding region runs from base 1 to 1389 and encodes 462 amino acids. The transcript has a single exon. The record is from RefSeq and is a predicted model, not a curated record. NCBI's taxonomy places the organism in Eukaryota, Apicomplexa, Conoidasida, Eucoccidiorida, Sarcocystidae.
AUGGCAACACCACGCGCAGAAGAGGGGGCGGCGGUGACGGCCCCUUUGAUUGAAGAGGACAACAAAGCCAGCGGGGACUCUCUGGAUCCAGGUUCGGGUGCCAUUGGGUCUGAACCGGCACCGGAGAAGGAAGGAAGCCAACCGAACACCGACCCUGCUGUGGGGCAAGCCUCUGAAGAGCAGAACUCUGCGGAGGCAGCCCCUGAGGAAGGGGAGCAAAAGGAGGCGGAUGAAGCCACCAAGGAGGCGGAGGAAGCCACCAAGGAGGCGGAGGACACACCACCGGCGAAAGAGGAAAGUAAAAAUGCCGAGAUGGAUGAAGUCACUAAGAAACUUGUCGUCGAUCGCGUGGCAGCCGAGGAGCGCGUCAAACAUGCGAAGGCAGAAGUAGAUAGCAAGAUCAAGAAAGCGGCCAUCAUGGCCAUCGGCGUCAUGCUUCUGUUUGUUGCCCUUGGCAUGGCCCUGAUGUUCUGCUUCUCACCGCUCUACGGCUUCCUCGCUUUCUGUUUUAUUGUGGGCGGGCUGGUCACUGGCGUCAUCGGCCUGAUUUUCGUGUGCUGCAGAACCCGAGCUGGUACACUGUUCUAUCUUUUCCUGGUUCUCCUCCUUCUCGUCCUGCUUGUUGCCGUCUGGGCUUUCUAUGCCUUUAUGUUCUACAAGGCAACCCUUGUGGCUAUCGCGGCCGGAAAAGAUGAAGUCAACUCUUGGGUGGAGGACCAAACGAACAGUGUGAUCCCUGAGGGGCUCGGGGGGAGCUUCCCGAGUCUGAAACCUGGGGAGCUAGGUAGCCUUGUCGGUGGUCUGACUGGUGAUUUGCUCCCACCCGAAGGCGACAAACUUGAUGACGACAUCUUCGACUUAGGCGUCGCUGCCGAGAAGUUGGAGGCGUGCAAAGAAGGGAUAGAGGACGAUGGGACGAAGUACCUUGACAGCGUAACGUCUGUUUUCCUUGCACUGUCCUCAUACGGGCAGAUGUGCAGCUACUCGCACCGCAACAUCCUGCAAUUCAAGAAGUGGCAAUAUGGGUGCCGCGACGUCUGUGAAUUUCGGAUGCUGAACGUUGGCCACAAACUGACAAUGGAUAACGCCGAAGACCGGGCAGUCAUUAAGGCGUGGAAUGACAAGUUGGCAACCUUACCCAUCAAUCAGAAGUUUGCUUGCGCUGUGGAUGCGCUUAGCACUUCUUGUGCGGUGGAAAACUCGUCAUACGAGUACAUUUUGCUGGGCGUGAUUGGCCUGUUCUUGCUGGCGGGGUGCUGCGGAUGUGUGUGCUGCAUCCCUUCCUCCAUGAAGGCUACAACAGCGUAUUCGAAGGCGCUCAAGAAAUACAACGCCGCCCUUCGAGAAAGCGCAGAGGCGGCCAAGCGCGAAGCAGAAGCCAUGCCCUAG